This is a messenger RNA of Scleropages formosus (Asian bonytongue), 1483 nucleotides long. It is a transcript of the gene taldo1, whose product is annotated as transaldolase 1. Gene Ontology annotation, cellular component: cytoplasm; intracellular anatomical structure. The transcript has 8 exons. The coding region runs from base 131 to 1150 and encodes 339 amino acids. Lineage: Eukaryota; Metazoa; Chordata; Actinopteri; Osteoglossiformes; Osteoglossidae. Gene Ontology annotation, biological process: carbohydrate metabolic process; pentose-phosphate shunt, non-oxidative branch; pentose-phosphate shunt. The record is from RefSeq and is a predicted model, not a curated record. Gene Ontology annotation, molecular function: transaldolase activity.
UUUCCGUGGCUCCGCCUGCGCCGAAGCGCGCCUCCGUCUCCUUCGGCCGCGCUCUCGGCUUCUCGUGGCUUCGAAAUUCCUCCGUUGCACGCGCACUGGUAUAAAAGGACCCCCCGCUCAGCAAUUCGUUAUGUCAGUGUCGAGCAACCCGGACAAGCGGCAGAAGAUGGAGUCGGCUUUGGACCAGCUGAAGAAGUACACCGUGGUGGUGGCGGACACCGGCGAUUUUAAUGCAAUUGAGGAAUAUAAGCCCCAGGAUGCCACAACAAAUCCCUCCCUCAUCCUGGCAGCAGCAAAGAUGUCUGCUUACCAACAUUUGCUGGACCAGGCCAUCAAAUAUGGCAUUGCUAAAGGCGGAACUGAGGAGGAACAGGUGACCAACAUCAUGGACAAGCUGUUUGUGAGUUUUGGCCUGGAGAUCCUGAAGAAAAUUCCUGGGAGAGUCUCAACUGAGGUUGAUGCCAGGCUAUCUUUUGAUAAGGAUGGAAUGGUGUCUCGUGCACUGCGGCUCAUCUCCUUGUAUGAGGAGGCGGGUGUGAGCAAAGAACAGGUUCUCAUCAAGCUCUCGUCCACCUGGGAGGGGAUCCAAGCUGGCAGAGAACUAGAAGAAAAGCAUGGAGUUCACUGCAACAUGACGUUGCUGUUCUCCUUUGCCCAAGCAGUAGCCUGUGCAGAGGCCCACGUCACCCUCAUUUCACCAUUUGUGGGCCGUAUCCUGGACUGGUACAAGGAGAACACAGACCGCAAGAGCUAUGAACCCAAUGAGGACCCGGGUGUGGUGAGUGUGACCAAGAUCUACAACUACUACAAGAAGUUUGGCUACUCCACAGUGGUGAUGGGUGCCUCCUUCCGCAACAAAGGGGAGGUUAAGGCCCUAGCUGGAUGUGACCUGCUCACAAUCUCUCCAGCACUCCUGGCUGAGCUAAACCAGGACCACAGCACUGUGGUGCCCACCCUCACAGUACAGGGAGCAAAAGCUGCUGACCUGGAACAGCUGCACCUGGAUGAGAAAGAGUUCCGUUGGCAGCACAAUGAGGAUCGCAUGGCUGUGGAGAAGCUGUCUGAUGGGAUCCGCAAGUUUGCUGCUGAUGCCGUGAAGUUGGAGAGCAUGAUCAAGGAGAAGAUGAUGAAUGUGAAGAAUGGUCAGUGAGGAAGACUUGAACUUCUAGAAGUGGGAAGGUUAUUUGGAACACCAGUGGGCCAACUCAUCCUCAUACCAGUAUGGACAGUGAUCCUAUGAGCAGCCCCUCCCUGUUAGAGGGCAGGGGUGUACAUUAGGUAAUUCCUGGGUAAAGCUGAAGAACCCUGCUGUUCCUCUACAAAUGAGGACCCUCCUGGGUUUUGUUGAUUUGAUUAGAAGUGGCCCCAGUCCAGGUUUCUCUUAACAAAAGGAUUCCCAUGAUACUCCUUCCACAGGCACAUUCCAUAGGACAGGAACUUUUUUACUGUCUAUUUUGUAAAAUUAAUAAACUGUCCAUGUUGC